Molecule: messenger RNA, 1326 nt
Organism: Chelmon rostratus (copperband butterflyfish)
Lineage: Eukaryota; Metazoa; Chordata; Actinopteri; Chaetodontiformes; Chaetodontidae
Gene: cd8b
Product: cd8 beta
Exons: 7
Coding region: 93-722 (209 amino acids)
Biological process (GO): regulation of immune response
Cellular component (GO): cell surface
Molecular function (GO): MHC class I protein binding; coreceptor activity
Source: RefSeq, a predicted model, not a curated record
CAGGCAGAUAGCAGGAAAAGAAAGUAUCAGCACCGUCCCUCAGCUACCACGCAAGAAACACACGCACGCACACGUACUGGCGACCGGACAAAAUGCCCCUGCUGCCGCUGGCGAGGAUCCUGCUGACAGCAUCGCUGUGGACAUCAGGUUUGAGCCAGAUCCUGCAACAAGAAACCGUCAGGGUUCUUUACCCUAAGAUCCUCAGCACCGAGGCUAUUGAUUGUGACUGCUUUAACAUCUCCUGCGAGUCCGUCUACUGGUUCCGCAUUAUUUCUAGGCACAGCAAAGUACAGUUCAUAGGCAGGUGCAACAACGCUAACCGUGCUUCCUACGGGGCCGAUGUGGAAAGAGCACGGUUCAUACUGAACAAGAAAAACAGUAUGUCCUUCACGCUACGCAUCAUCAACGUGACAGAAGAGGACACAGGGAUUUAUUCUUGUGUUCUUCGGGACAGGAAAAACACAGAUAUGUGGAAGCCUGGGUUUCUUCUUCGGCCUGGAGUGAUCCCUCCAACAUUACCUCCCAAGACAAAACCCAAACCGCCGGUCAAGACGGUCUGUCGCUGCCCUAAGAAGAGACCUUCGCAGAAUGGCUGCGGCUCCCUGAUUCUGUGGCCACUGGUCGGACUCAUUGCGGCCCUGGCUCUAGCUCUCAUCUGCACGCUGUACUACUUCAGCCAGCUACCCAAAAAAUGUCGGCAUCGCUUUGUGAAGAAGAGGUAGAUGACCAAAAGCUCUGCUUCUACAGCUUAUGCCUGACUCAGAUGGCUGAAGUUCCUCACUUGAGCCGACAUCCAGCGGACUAUAAAGGACAUCUUCACCCUGAAGAUUUACUCUGCCAACAGCAUGUCAUGUUUAUUUACAGGGAGAUUAUUGUGAUAUAUUCACUGUUUCUGUUACAUGUAUUACAAGACGCCUCCAGAGCUCCUGCAGCUUCAGUUCUAAGCUCUGUACAGUCACUUUUCCUUUAUUAUUAUGUCAUCAAUAUGCGGAUGACAUCAUCAUUUAUCCAGGUGCUUUUUCAACUCAGCAGGUUUGGGAUCUGUAGCUUUGGUUUUAGAUGAUUAUUAAAGCAUGGCAGUGUUUUUCAUCAAAGUCCAAACCUAGUCAGUUUAUUUACAGUGAAAAAGCACGUAGACCACGAAACAGGGGAUUUGAAACGCAGUAUUUCUCCAUUUGCUUUUUGCUUUCUUCUGUAUUUAAUUGUGUUUAUUCCUGUCUCAUAGCACGUGUAAGUGUUUCCUCAUUUUUUUUAGACAGCACUGUCAAGCUGAUUUUCAUGUUAGCAUGAUUCUGUUCAAUCAAUACAGCUGUACACUUAAAUCAU